Schizophyllum commune H4-8 is the source of this 2194-nucleotide messenger RNA. RefSeq lists its product as uncharacterized. Gene Ontology annotation, biological process: transcription initiation at RNA polymerase III promoter. Gene Ontology annotation, cellular component: transcription factor TFIIIC complex. The record is from RefSeq and is a predicted model, not a curated record. The transcript is spliced from 10 exons. Lineage: Eukaryota; Fungi; Basidiomycota; Agaricomycetes; Agaricales; Schizophyllaceae. Bases 257 to 2092 code for a protein of 611 amino acids.
GUCUCAGGCGAUGCGGGAGGCGGUGGAGGAGGUGCGGCAGGAGGAGGGGGAGGGGGAUGGCCAGGAGGAGCGGCCCGGGGACGCGCCGUCAUCGACGGACAACCCGGGGGACGCGCAGCCGGGCGGGAAGGUGCCCUCGCCGUAGACGGCGACAUCUCGCCAUCACGUGGGCGCGUCCGAUCGCGUCUCCUUCUUGCUUCCUUCUCUCAUCUCAUCUCACUGUCAACUAAUACGGGCUACAAAUACAUCUUGCUUAAUGAACCUCGACGUCUCGAACACUCGCGAACCGUCGACAGCUGCUGCGGGCUCGUCGACCUCGCCGUCGACACAACCGCAGACUGCGCCCGAACUUCCCCUUCCAAAGACUGCUUUUUACUCGGUAGAGUACCCCGGCUACGUGCAGGACUCGUCUGUUCCGACCGCUGUGCGCGCACUUGGGGGCGCACAAGCUCUGGAUACCGCCUUCAAACGCGCGAUCGGCAAGCAAGAGUCUCUAGUUGAACUCAAACUCCAGCCCGACAAUCCCUUCGCGCACCCUGUCGCCGGCGAGGUCGUGCAAACGAACAAUCUGCUGCUCAAGGUGACCAAACGCAAACGCGUCCGGCGUAAUGGCGUACCGCUGGCUCAGCCCGAGUGGGAGUACAAGGCGGAGAUAGCUGGUGUGGUACCAAGGACGGUGCGGUUCCGGGGCAUGGCGGACUACCAGUACCAGCCAGACACAAAUGAUCCUAUAUCUCGUCUCCGUGUCGCGAUGGACAAAAUGGACGUCGAGGCUCUCUUCUCGUAUCGCGUCCCCAAAGAAGAUGGCAGCCCAAUCACACCAGCCCCUUCAUCAACUCAACCGCCUACACCCUCUCGCCCCGCUCCGCCAACCUCAGCCACACCUCGCGCGCCUCUCCCCCUUCCGCCCCCGCACGACAUCCCGCUUGACCCCGCACUCGCAUUUCCCCUCGAUCCCCAACUCGCCGCACAGACCCCCUCGCGCCGCAACAGUGCGCUGCCCGGCAGCUCCCAGUCGUUCAAUCUCGACGUCGAAAUGGCAGCGCCGGAUUCCGAACUGCCGGAAUCUUCCCCAGCGAGCGGCCUGCGCAUGUUCCCCCCGCCGUUGUUCAGUCGGCAGGCGAUUCCGUUGAUGUAUAACCUAAAAGCCAACCCCUCGUCCAUCGUGUCCACUACCGUGGAUGAGAUGACUGGCGAGGAGAAGAAAAGGCUUGUCAACCGCUUCCGCUGGAAAGGAUACGGUCCGGCGACCAUCAUGUUCACGGAUGCGAAUGUCCCCGACAAACCACCCGCCGUGGUGGAAGAGGCGCGCAGUACCGUCAACCAGGAUCUGCUCGCUCGUGUUGCGGCGCAAUUCGAACAACGCAAAGUCUGGACGCGACUCUCGCUGUACAACCAGUUCAGCCCCGCGGAAGCGCGCGAGAUACACAACUCAAAACUUCUUCUUCCUCUGACCUGCUACGUCUUCCAAGACGGCCCCUUCCGGGACACCCUCGUCAAGUUUAGCUACGAUCCUCGCAAGGAUAUCAAUGGGCGGUUCUUCCAGCGCUUCUACUUCCGCAACGCCAACCACCCCAUCGUGCGCCCCUCCGUCACCGCCCGGCGCGCAGAUCGCAGCACGUCCAUCGCGCGCCUCGACGCGGAGGCGGACUCGCCUGACCGCAGGCGCUCGCAUAUAUUCGACGGGAAGACCAUCGCGAAGGAGACCGCGGCGUUCCAGCUGUGCGAUAUCGAGGACCCGAUGCUGAAAGGCAUGAUCGAGGACGCGGAGGAGCUGAGGGAGGUGUGCGAUGACCGGGACGGGUGGUAUACGACGCACGCGCUGGAGAGGAUCAAGAUGGUGCUGAGGCACAAGUUCUUCUCGUUGUUGGAGGGGCAUGUGGCGUCGGAUGAGGAAUGCUGGGCCCUGCUCGAGAAGUCGGAGGGACACGCGUCCUACGAAACGCGCUACGUCAAGAGGCACGGCAAGCACAACAUGGCCAAGGGCGCGAUGCGGCCAGAGGAUGCGGCGGCCAUGCGCUUGCGCGCGAUCCUGGACAAGAAUGCGAAGGAGUUCCAAGAGCAGUUCAGGCAAGGACAAUCGCUCGGAUAAAGAAAAUGAAGCGCAAUGUCGUAUACCUCUUGUACUGAUGAGCCUGUUGACGUAUAUCGCGCGUGAAGACAGCGUUCACGAUUCGCACACGGUAGUGGAUCU